CUUUGGUCAUGUGGUGCCCCCGGAAGAGUGGCAGAGAGUCUUCUGCUGCUGCUGCUCGAGAGUGCCGCGGGUGAGAGCGGAGACUGAGGGCGGGCGGUGCAGGAGCCUCCUGGCUGGGGCUGCUGGCAGCACUGGGUAGAGAACAGAGGAGCUGAGCGGUGCCUGGGGAGAGGAGACAACAUGUCUUUCCCGUUCCGGAGAAGAGAUGCCAACCAGUUUAAACACAUAGCCCACGGCCUCAUCCCUGCAGCUACCGUAGCUCCCCGGUCUGCCGUUCCUCGCACCCCUCCCCCACGUAGCCCCAACCCUUCUCCAGAGAGACCCAGAUCCGCUCUUGCUGCCGCCAUUUUGAUGACCUCACUGACGGGUCGGAUAGUUGCUAUACCUCAGCCGCGCCAAAGAUCCUAUUCUGAAAAUGAUAGCACACGCGUGGAAGAAGCGGAGCGCAUUGAACCCUAUGCUACGGCCAGAGAUCUGGGAUUGGAAGAGAACUGGAAAGCCUAUGCCACUCGGGGGAACGUAAGCUCUCCGGUCAUGUCUUUUGAGUAUGAGGAUGACGACACGGAGGAGCAUAUGUCGGACAUUGAGAGAGAACACACAAAACAACUGCCUGAGUGGAAAGCUGAACGAUCCUCAAACGAUCCAAUAUAUGCAGUUCCACAUAGAGGGAGGACGAAGAUAAGAGCUGCAACAAGAACGGAGGAAGAGGAUGGCAGCGGUACGUCCUCGCCGGAAGGUGACAGUCGUCCAGCAGCGUCACAGCACCUACCUACAGAAGAAUCCAGCGCGGAUGGGGGCACAGAGUCUCCGAUUCCUCGCCCUGGCCCAGAGAGCGUCCGCAAGCAGGCGGUGGAAAUGGUCACAUCAGGUACUGUAGGUCUACCUGAGACUCUGAAGCCAAGCUCAUUUGAAAUAAAACAGGACGAGGACGGUCAUUUGCGGGCUGCAAAUCUGCAGCUGACCAGCCAAAAUCGGGAGCUGAGUGGUCAGGUGGAGGCGAUGAGGGAGAAGAUAAAAUCCAUGCGGGUGAAGCUGAAGAAUCUGAAGAGUGAAAAGAAGGAGCUGGCAGAGAUCUGCCGGACGUCACAAGGAGAAGCGCAGGCAGCGGAACUGUUCUCCCUGAGGGAGCAGGCACAGGAACUAGUGGACGAUAACGACGCUUUAAAUAUGACGAUCCACCGGCUGAACGUGGAGCUGAGCCGCUACCAGACCAAGUAUCGCCCUUUGUCCAAGGAAGAGAAUGUGAAGAUUGGCGGAUUACCUUCCCGGGGACCCCCCCCACCCUGGCUGCUGGAUAUGAAAUAUCUAUCACCAUUACUACUUGCUUAUGAAGACCGAAUAAAGGAGAAGGACAAUCUGAUUGUGACAUUUGAGGAGGAAAUAAAAAAUUUCAAAGUACGCGUUAACGAGAUCAUAGAGGAAAAUGAGAACUUGCACCAGCUUUUGGCCCAGGACAGACCUGUAACUAAUAAGGAAUGGGAGCUGCUACAAGCUCAGAGCAAACUCCUCAUAGAGGAAAACCAAGUACAGAGCCAGCAGCUGGAGGUACUGAAUGGAAAGAGCCGCGAGGCACACGCUGAGCAUCUCCAGGAGGUCACCCAAUUAACAAAGCAGCUAAUGACUUUGGAAGCUACGAAGCGGAGUCAGGAGGAAGAGCUGCUGGAGUCUCGGGAACAGCGGGAACUUCUACGCUCCAAGUGCAGCGAGCUGAAAGUGAACAUGGAAAGCAGAGUCGCUGCAGAGGAACACGUUGCCAUGGUGAACGAAUUAAAGAGCCGGCUCCGGCAGCAGCAGGAGGAUAACGCGAGUGAAGUGCGUGAUCUCAUGGCCAAGAUCUCUGUCCUGCAGGCGGAGAAGAAAGCUCUCCUCCUCCAGAGGAUUGACUUAUCAGAGGACAACAAGGUCCUGGAGGCCGAGGUGGAGAAAGUCAAAAAAUCUAACAGGAAGAUGCAGAGACGGCUCGGCCAGCUCAAGCAGCAGUUGGAGGAUGCAAUGGAGAAGGAGGUUGCAGCUCACCAGUAUCUGGCCAAUCUGAUAACUCUCGCUGAGAGCACCGCCUGGGAGCGGGACCAGCUUAUUCACAUGGCCAAAGGACUGGAAGCAGAAAGGCAUGGAGCCUUAGCGAAGAUGAUGGAAGGAAGUGUGCGUCUGGGGAGACUGGAAGAGACGGUGAAGGUGUACAAGAAGAAGGCUGCCAGCGCGGUACGAGGCAUCACUCACAGACUGACUGAGCAGGAGGAAGACUUUGUUGGGGAGGCUGCCCGCUACCAGCGGGAGAUGAAGCACCUUCACUGGCUGCUGCGAGACAGGCAGGAGAGCCUGGACGACGUCUUGCAGCAGAAAAGGCAAGUGGAAGGUGAACUGGAAGUCAUAUGGGAAUCGACGUCCAACGAGAACAAACAGCUGAAGGCUCUUCUGCACAGCGCUUUGAAGCAGAACAAGCCGGCCGUCAGUGACUCUCCCGUGCAGCGCGGCGACUCUGUCGUACUGUGCGACUUCAGUUACUGCAACGUGAAUUCCUCGCCGCGUGGAGAAGACCCGGUCUGAUGACAAGCCGCAGACUGUGUGAUGUCAUGAGUAGAAUCUCCGUCUGUAACAUAUGGAAGACCUCGUACCCGGCUUACCGCCAUGCGCGUAGCCUUAUUACUGGGUGUAGCGCAGAGCUGUCACGCAUUCCGCCACCAGAAUCACUGUGUAUGACUAAUAUUCUCCGUCUGUCUCCUUAUAUUCCUAUUGAAUGUUUUAUUGUUUCUAAAAGUUAUCAUCAAGGUAUUGUGUAUUUAAACUUAAUACAGAGGCAAAGACAGAUUCCUAGCCCCCAAAUAAUAUGUUGACCCGCCAUCAUUCGUGGCGCCAAUUGCGGCAGACCAAUCAGAUACUGGUUUCUCUUCCCCGUACACACUACUCAGCCGCAACACUCCCACAAGACAGAUCGGUUCUGUGCAAUCGCAAUGUCACCCUUCCCUAAACGCCCACUCGCUGCUUUUUGUCGCAGCCGAGCGAACGGGGCCCUACUGCGCAUGCGCCGUAGUGAUUGACAGGCAGAGGCGAUCACUGGGCGGGAGGGGGCGGAACAGCGGCGUUUGGCCGCCGUGGAAGCGGUCCAGCCAACGCAGGCCUGGCCGGACUGAACGACGGCCGCGCCGCAGUGGCUGCGCAACGUCACACGCAGCCGCUGCGGGCCAGGGAGCGAUGAGUAGCUCCCGGCCAGCACGCUAAAGCUGCGCUGGCCGGGAGCUACUCUUGGAGUGCAAAGACAUCGCCACUGUGUGAUGCCUUUGCACUUCUGCAGGGGGGGGGGCGGCACUGACAUGUGGGGCGGACAAGCCCAGUGCUGUGCAUCCCCCCCCCAUGUCAGUGUGAAUGAUCGUAGCUGUGCUAAAUUUAGCACAGCUACGAUCAACUCCGAAUGACCCCCAUAGACUGUGAGCUCCACUGGGACAGGGACUGAUGUGAAUGGCCAAACAUUCUCUGUACAGCGCUGCGCUAUAUGUGUGCGCUAUAUAAAUAACAGGUAAUAAUAAAUAGCUGCCAUUGUUAUCGGCGCACACUGGCUCCUACUCUGUCCCUGGAGCAAACGUUCCAUCAGAAACCGGAAUGAUUAUGUGGACACACAGCUCUGCCUAGGCCGCAGUUCCGCAGACACUCCCUACAUGUGCGCAACCAGUUACACCCCUUUACCACGCGUGGAGAUGUGAGCUGCGUACAUCUCUACAUGAACUGUGUACACGCUGGGCUCCGUAUAAUGCGCAGUGCGAAAACACCCCAAACAGACUGGCAAUAGGAAGAUGACGCCGCAGGAGAAAUGUUAUAGUAACGAUAACCAUUUGUGAAGGCUGAAGCUUUUCUCCAAGAAUCUGACUCCUCCCACUCAUUUGCAUUCUGCAGCCACCGGCACAUAUAUUAUUCGCUAGUUCUGCUUCCACGUGAUCCCUGGCAGCUUCCAUUAUGGCAGCGACAGUCCUUUGGUAGUUCUCCCCUAAACGCUCCUUCCCGUCGCCCAAAGUGCCGCACGUCCCCACACCGUGCACUCCACUAUGGUAAGAGCAAUGCAUGGUGACAUGACGGGACCGAUUUGAGGGGAGCGGGUAACGGGGAGUGGUAAUAAAAACAUAGGCGUGUCACAGCCAUUUUUGGGGGUGUAUCUGUUUCAGCUGCGAUCAUCUACGUAGCGAAACAUGGCAAAAGCGUCGCUACUGCCGCAGCCAGUCUGCGUGGCUAUAGACUCAGGGAAUCGAUGUUCCUCAUUUCUGCAUCGAUGCUGCAUAUUUGUGUAUGCAGUUGCUGAGGACUUGGCGACGGCCCCAGUGGGCGUCUAUAUUCUUUUCAGGGCGGCUGCUUCACUUGCGAUGAUUGGCGAGUCCGUCCGUAGGCUGGAAGAUUGCAGCUGCGUAAGAAUGUGCGCACAAAUUAGAAUCAGGCCUAUGAUGCAGGUUAUAAAGUAGAUUUGCAUCACCAGCCACGGUGCAUUCCUGCAGCGCAGAUCCACAAAGCCGUAAGUCGCCCCCUGUCUGCUGUGUGGAAGAAUGACUUCCCUUUCCGACAUCCUCCAGCAGGGGGGGAUAGAACAUGGUGUGGAAACACUCCAUUUAUUUCUGGUAUAUUACACAGCUCCGUUAUACACAGCCUGUGCUAUAUAUUAAUGCUAAAUAGCUGCUUCAUUUUUUAUUUUUUUUAUUGAAACUAACACAAAAAAACAUUGGAAACUGGGAGAGGAAGAUAGACAGUAAUAAAUAACAUAAUUGCGGGAGAAAGCAGAUGAUAGUGAAUCAUUGGGGACAGAAUACUAUUGUUCUUUAUACUUCAAUGGAUGAUGGAAAAUCGUCACUGCAGUUCUCAGCACUGUACUGUAUAUAUAAACUCCAUAUAAACCAUUUGUUGGGAAAAUAUAGAGUAUACAGGUUGAGUAUCCCAUAUCCAAAUAUUCCGAAAUACGGAAUAUUCCGAAAUACGGACUUUUUUGACUAAGAGUGAGAUAUUGAAACCUUUGUUUUUUGAUGGCUCAAUGUACACAAACUGUUUAAUACACAAAGUUAUUAAAAAUAUUGGCUAAAAUGACCUUCAGGCUGUGUGUAUAAGGUGUAUAUGUAACAUAAAUGCAUUCUGUGCUUAGAUUUAGGUCCCAUCGCCAUGAUAUCUCAUUAUGGUAUGCAAUUAUUCCAAAAUACGGAAAAAUCUGAUAUCCAAAAUACCUCUGGUCCCAAGCAUUUUGGAUAAGGGAUACUCAACCUGUAUUAUAUUUCUAUUUAAUUCAAUCAUAUAUGUCUUUUAUUACUAAAGCUAAUGUAUUAGACUAAGCUUACUAUCAAGACUGAUCAUCGGAUAUAUUUUGUUUUCCGUGUUUUUGUAGAAUAAAAAAACUAGUUUACAUAUUUUUAAAUGAAAACAGAGGUACUCCUAUCUAAAACUUAUUUCUGAGUCCUAAUAAACGGUGCCUCAUCUUGUGAAAUGCACUAAACUUCUCAGUAAUGCCUUAUUCUGCAGUCUAAACCAGUGGAACUCAACUUCAACCGUCACGUUUUCCCAACAGUCCGUGGUUUAGGAAUUCUGUAUGUGAAAGCGGCUGGGAUAACUACUGACCCAGCAAAAUAGAUUAGCUCACCUGUGCAAGAAAUACAGAAAACAUGGCCUGUUGUUGCUUGAGGUUGACUCCAUUUGGACUAAUGUUCAGAUCCGGUCUAAAGUGAUGGGAGAUCCCGGGGUAUGAUAUUCAAUUGUGUCCCUUUUGCGCACUGAUCGCACGCAUAGAGGUCGGUUUUAGCCGCAGACCAAAGUGCUGGGCGCGAUCACAAAAAGUGCCAUUUGGGUCACUUUUUUGCACUUUCAGCUCCCUACCCCCCGGGGGUUGCGAGCUGAAAUGCGGAUGCCAGCAGCCAUCUCGUCCGGACGGAGCUGCGAUUAAGUAGCUCUGUUUUGGCGCCAUCUAGUGGCUACCGAUGGGAAAACAUUUAAAUCUCGCCUUUAGGAUGACUAAUUUGGUUCUGAAAACAAAUACUGCAGGUAAUUCCUGACACACACAACACACAGAUUUUCCAGUGUAUAAUCUACAGGAGCAGCUUUAAAUGACUUGAAUUUAAAUUCAAACAUCUUGCAUUUAUAUAUUUGUGUAUCACUCCCAUUCCGCCCCCCGUCAUCCUGUUUUGUAUUCUCUGUCAUCCCUUUCAUGUAAUAAAAAAAUCAUAAAUGAGGGGAGAAAAAUAAAAAUCAAAAUUAUUUUUUUAAAUAUAUAUUGUCACAAUAGAUCUAUUUAAUAGGAUUGCACUGCUUGUAAAGCUUAUUUUUGCAGAAUUAAAGAAGCAUAUUUGAAA
Molecule: messenger RNA, 6308 nt
Organism: Pseudophryne corroboree (corroboree frog)
Lineage: Eukaryota; Metazoa; Chordata; Amphibia; Anura; Myobatrachidae
Gene: CEP89
Product: centrosomal protein 89
Exons: 19
Coding region: 181-2547 (788 amino acids)
Biological process (GO): chemical synaptic transmission; cilium assembly; mitochondrion organization
Cellular component (GO): ciliary transition fiber; centriole
Source: RefSeq, a predicted model, not a curated record